CAAUUCCACUUACAGGCGAGCCUAUGGCAUCUGUACUCUAUCUAUAAUAUCUCUAUGAUCGUGAUACUGUCUCCUUAAUUCCGACUACCCUUCCUUUGUCAUCAAAUUGUUUUCGUCAUUAGCGUCAAAUUUACGCGUGCAUUUGCACAGCUGGUAGUCUGGUAUCUGGUAGCCAUAGCAGACGACAGAUCAGAUAAUGUCAAAAUACGUGUGUCACUUAUUGUGCUUUACAAAGUAAUCGUUUAAUCGGUUUGUUUUAAAUUAAAAUUAAAAACAGUUUAGGAAUAGAUAUGAUAGACAACCUUGCUGCCAAGUUAUGUUUACUUUUGCCAGAGAAAGCGCAUUCAGCCGAGCAGUGGAAAUUACUGGGUCAAGAGAAGGAUGGGUCUUUAUUAGUCGGAUGGACAGAAGAGAUCGUAGAGAACGAUAUAAGCAAGUGGUAUACCGUUAUAGGCCAUUACGACCGGAUUAAUGAUAAGCUACAAGUAUUGCAUCAAUUCUCAGAAGUAUUAAACAUUGUACAAGCUACAAUUAAUCAAAAUCGUACAGCUUUUGGAUAUGUGACGAAGCAUAAAGUGUCUGUGGAUUCUUGUUCAGAAUCUGUGCAAACCACAGAUGAAACAGAUCAGGAUGUAAAUAAUGAAGUUGAAAUGUAUGAAGCGUUUAUUGUCGAAUUGAAAGGGAAAGAAAUUCAAGUUCACGAUUUGAAUACAAAGAAACUUAAACAAGUGAGAAUACAAUUUCUUUAUAAAGAAAAGGGAAAUGGACAAUGGGACAAAUUUUUAUUAUUAAUUCAUCAAGAAUGUAUUAUGAUAUACACCAUAGUAUUUGAUACAUCUGUACCAGAAUUUUAUUCGAUACAAGACUUGAAAUCUGAAUCAUUAGUGAAAACAUUUAUCUGGGCCCAAUGGGAUAUGAUAAAUCAGGUUCUGUAUCAUAUACACCAUAGAAAAAUGGCAGUGAGUGUGGUCUCUGAAAAUGAAGAAGACAAAGAAAAUAAAUCUGUAAGAACCAAUCCGACUCUCAGUGGUUUACAGUUCCACGAUGAAUUACCACACGAGACUGUGUUGAACAUACCAUUGAAUUUACCUCAACUGUCGACCUCUUCCAAUUGUGGAACAUACGAGGACGAUGUUAUACCUUUAAGGGUUCACGAUUGCUCGUUGGAUCUUAUAGUGGUCUGUGACUCUAAAGGAAUGGUCUGUGUUUGCCACCAUUACCUGUACCGUCCAGUAAAACCGCAACAGCAUGUACUUAAUUCAUUGAACGAGUCUAACACCGUGCAUUUCGCGUAUUCGGUAACGCUUCUCCAUCACAGCUGCGUGAUCCAUUGUGUCAUACCAGGCAUACCAUGGUCCCGCGCAAAACUUAUACGGCCGACCUUCGUGAUCUACGAACAUCAUCACAUGAUCGUUCUCGCGCCAGGUCUGUUCACUCACCUGCUCGAAAUUGGAACGAAUCACGAACCAUGCUGCCACAUAUUAUGCGGUCCUUUAACUUCUCUCCCGCCUCGCUCUUCUUAUUUGGUACCGUUGCUCGAGUUCGAGAGUAAUGUCAAAGGAAACAAAAAGAAGUACGAGCCGGUUUCUCAGGAAGGAAGUAAUACGUCUCAAUCUAAUACGAGCAUACUAACAAUAGAUCUACCCACCCUGGAUCUGGUGCAAUUAACAAUUUCAUUCGACUUCCUUAUCGAAGUGUUCCGUAAAGAAAGUUCGGCAGAGGUGCGGCUGGGAAUCUUGCAUUACUUCCUCUGUCACAGAAACGAUCUAGAUAUUAUUUCGGAAUUAGUAUGCACGAUCGCAGAGAAACCCAGAUCGUUGGAGUUCGUACGAUAUAUGCAAGAGAUUCUGAUCGGCGGUUCGUACGCGUUGGUACAAAAAAAUUUAUUGGCAGACGCUCUACCUCUAUUGGCCUUGCUACCUGUUACGACUAUGGAAGAGUACGUGAGCUUCGAGAUCAAAGUGAACGAUCUGAGUAUAACGUUGAGUCACGAGAAACUAUGGAACACGUCGGUAAUGUUGUUGUCGCCGCAGCAAAGAUUGAUCCCUUAUCGCAGCGACCUGUGGACUAGAUUGUGGGAUCAGCUUAGUAAAAAUAACGGAGACAAAACGAGGUUCAGACCGAGCAAAAUUGCUGAGAAAUUGUUAGUCUCUCUGGCAUGCUAUCAGCCUGAAGCACUGUCUAGAUCCAGUACCCCGAUGUCUCCGAGCGGAGGAUUAGUCGUGGCUACGGUAUCCCUCGGAGAUUUAACGAGUAGUCGUAGCAGUAAACUAUUAGAUUCGGUUUUACCAUUUAACGAGACGGAGAGCUGUACAGCUUCUAAGCAGGAACAUAUCGUAUCCGUGAAUUUACGCGAGUUAUCCAUGUACUUACUGAAACACGGAAUCCAGACGUCGGUAACGCAUGUUCAGGGAUCUUGUACUCCGUUGCAUGUUCACGCGAUGGCAACGAGACACGUAGCAGCGCAGUUAGAAACUUCGCGAGCCCUUUGCCAAAUCCUUUGCCGCGCUGCCAGCGUCGAUCCGCGGAUAGAACAGGAACGCGGCUUCAUCCUCGUUGACCAAUUGGAUGAAGCGAGACGAUGGUUAUUGUUCGUAUUGUUAGAGCGUUACAGGCGAGCUAUCGAAAGUAUCGCGUUCCCGGCACCACAGGGAUUCACGUCAUUCUUUACUUAUCUUGGGUACAGAACAUUAAAAUAUUCAAUGUUUCUCCAGUAUGUACAACGAUCAGUAUUCGAGUUACAAGUCGAUGUCAGUAAAAUUAUUAUGGCUGACAUCAGCGACACAAAGGAAAACGUCGUUCGUAAGCUAACUUUGCUGUCUUUGCUACCGAGAUCAAGAGCCAAGAGGCUUUUGAAUCAGUGGCUACAUCCUGUAAGCUUCAUGUUAAGAGCUCGCGAACACGCAGCGAAUAUUUUGUCUGGCGAAGUAUGCCAGAAUCGUGGCAGAACGUUGCAGCAAAGAAAUCACCAUAACGGUCUGGCUGCGUUCCCGUCAGCGGAUCGUUUAUCUCCUCUGGACACGUUCCUCGAUCUGCUCACGGCUAAAGCUAGUCUGACUGAAUUAGAUUUCGGCCUGCUAAUAGAGGCUACGGUAACAUCCACGGAAGAUUUCUUGUAGGUAAAUAUAUUUUAGUUCCUUUGCGUUUAACUAUAAUCAAUAGAACGUGUGCACCCUCAAAUGUGUGCAAAGUGCCAUUAUUAUCUUCCGAUUAUUAUUUACAAAUCUGUAGGUUCAAACGUAUUUUAUAAAUUUCUGCCAAGCUCUGCACAGCAGGUCUCAAAGAUGUUUAAAAAUUGACAAACUUUUACACGUUCUAAAAUUUACUUCAUGAUAUUACGUUUUAUCUCUUGUUUUUUAUAUGCGUAUAUUAACUUUUACCAAUUGAACUUUUAUUAUUAUAUUGUUAUAAUUUUAUAUAUUAAUAUUGUUAAUCAGUUCGUCAAAGACUUGUGUGAUGUUAUGUAUCCAACGUUUAUUUAAUUACAAAAGUAUCAAUGUACGUUAUACCUGUAACGCGUUGUCUGAGUAGCAUAGAAGUGAAUUUUACGAGUCGUCAAUUUUAUGCGUAAACUUUCUAUGUCCAUCGUCAAUAGUACUGUUAACAAAACUACAUAUCAGAGGAUAUGUCCAUGUACAUACAAAGAAGAAACAGUAUUAACCAUUUUUAUGUAAAACUGAAUAUAAACCUCUAAAAAAAAAACUAAUGUUCUUC
Messenger RNA from Ceratina calcarata, 3714 nucleotides. RefSeq names its product gamma-secretase activating protein pigeon (gene pigeon). Gene Ontology annotation, cellular component: trans-Golgi network. Gene Ontology annotation, biological process: positive regulation of amyloid-beta formation. Bases 291 to 3119 code for a protein of 942 amino acids. Lineage: Eukaryota; Metazoa; Arthropoda; Insecta; Hymenoptera; Apidae. The transcript has 10 exons. The record is from RefSeq and is a predicted model, not a curated record.